CACGUCUGGGUGCGCUUAUUCGCUGACAAACCCGCUUCCCUUUCCGGUCGGAGGAAGGUAAGCCUUAGCGUUUGUAAAAUCCUAGCUGGUGAUUUACAAGAAGAACUACUCAUCUUCCCGUCAAGCUGCUUCCAACGAUAGCCAUUGUUUAGUUGCUUAACUUUGAUUUUGCGAUACAUCGAGCCCAUUUAACGUCUCAAACGCCUUGCUUCGAUGUCCUCGCGUGGUUUAUUGUGUGAAAGUGGAACGAGUAGUAGAGCUUGGCGAGCUGAGCUAUUCGAUUUCAUGUCUGUUUCACUAAAUCGAACGUGUUGUUUAUACGUUCUUUCCUGUUCAAUAAUUCCAUAUAAUUGAAUUACUUUAGUGAUUUUAACACUAAGGUAAGAAGGACGAGCUGAAACCACUUAUUCUUAUAACCACUCAUAAGAAUUUGUAACGUCGAAACAGUCGAACACAGCUGCACAGCUUAUUUAUGUUUCGAAACACUCGUGUUCAAGCGUGUCAUUUGUCUCUGGCAUCUACAAUUGGUUUAUACUCUACUAUUACUUCCUUGUGAAAUGCAAAUGCCCCCACACAAUGCCCCCAAAUGUUAUCUUCAUUUCUCUUUCCAUUAACCUUUCUAUGGCUCGUUACCAAAUUAGGAUUGAUUUAUAGCAAACCGAUCGCUCACAAAGUGAGAGGAGACUUAGUAAUUUCCAAGCUGCUCAAAACUUUCAUUUACAUUUUGUUCCCUGGACAAAAAGCAUUUAUUAAAAAAAGCUUGAAUUUUAAAUUGACACGAGACAGUUCUAGUUUCAGUUACUAGGUAUAUGCUUGUACAAGUAAAUCUUUUAAUUUAUGAAGUUCGUUCAUUGUUAAUUCCAGUACAUCAAUUUUAAUGGUUUUUUCCCACCUCUUACAUCUGAUAAGUGUCAUUAAUUUCUCACCUGAUCUUACUGUACUGUUAUAGGACACACGAAAGUGCUCUAACCAGCCUCACAUGAUUUGUUUUACUAUUUUAUUAUUUUUAUUUAUUUAUUUGAGAAAACACAGACAUGGCACUAAGUCUUUUUUGGAGGGGAUCCAUCAAAUAGAUCUAGCCAAAAAAUAAAUUACCAGAAAAAAAUCUGCUUUGUAAAAAUUUACUUCAUGAUGUAGUAGUUAUUGCUAGAACAAAACUAAAGAUGAAAUGAAAUGUCAUUACAAGUCACCACAUUAGAUAACUUAGAAGGAUGUUACAGAAAAAGUAAUUUUUGUUUGUAGCAUGUGCUUUGUACCAUUACAUGUGCUUAGAUUAUCUUGUUUAUUAAAAAUCAUUCACACAAAUAUAGACUGUGAGUAGUCUCUCUUUUUCUUCAGAUUUAGUGAGAGGAAUGUGCACGAGCAUUGAGCUCAGCGAAGCCGCGAGAUGUGAGAAACGAGGGCAGCAGCCCAAGAAGAAAAACAAGAGACUGCUCAUAGCUAUUGCAAAUGAGUAAUAAUAAACAUUGGCCUCACAACACAAAAUAUGAUUAGCUGAUACUAGAAGUGUUGACAACAAAAUUAAUUGUCAGUAAUCAAAACUGUUGACAAGAUGAUGAUGGCUGAAGCACUGCACUAACGUUUGUUAUGUUUCCCGAAAAUACGAAUGUUAGAUACAGAGCUAGAGUAAAGAAAAGCGUUAGAAGGUCUCAUGUUGGGACUAGACGUGAUCACAAAUAUAAUAUUUAAAUCUUCACUAAGACUUAAUCAUAGUAGCAAUUGACAAGGAACACUUUAGUUUCAAAACUACUGUCCUGCUUUAGAACUUGUAAAAGAAAGUGGCAUGGACUGGAAGAAUCUCAGACUGUUUAGCAAUUAUCAAUGGAUGAACUCCAGGACAUCUCGCUAUGGUCCAAAUACUCGCGUUAUAUCUCAUGCAAAAAAUCGGCACCGAAAGAAUGUCAAUAUUGACUGACUUACAGCACAAUUCUCCAUAGUUGGCUUGGCUUUGGUUAAGCUACAAUUAGGAUAUGUAGAACACUAUUCUGUGAGAAUUCAACAUCCUGCGAACAACGAAAGAGCUAGGCCUAGGGUGAUCCCAUUGAAAACAUAAACCACAGUAAAUGACUUAUCAAUAUGUGAGAAACAGACUAGCUAUAUGACCUCUAAAUGUGAGACUAGCGACCAAAAUUAAGGUUUGCUCAGUCAAUUCUUUUAGAAUUGAAUCUUUGCACUGCAGAACUUAUAUGUUAAAAAGAAAAGAAAGAAAACCCCAUAAAAACUUCUGGUGUUCAAGCAAACUCUAAGGUCACAUAUUGGAUACAGUUAAUUAGAUUUCAGUUUUUACACCUAAAAAUCACUAGACCAUGAAACACUGGUGGUAGUCUCUCUUUUUUUGUGCCUCUCCAGUCUCAUGCCUUCAGUCAUGCGGGUGGUCAUUUGAGUGUCUCACGUGCUUUUGGCUCGACAGGCUGAGAAAUAAGAGAGACUGCUCGUAGUACAUCACAAUUAUUGCUCAGGUAAUUCAUUUUUGUGUUUAUCAAAUCACUUAACAUGAACAAAAAAGUAUCUUUGGGAGCAGUUUCGGCCAAAGGUAUGCAGAAUUUAGGCAGAGAUAUAGCUGAGAGACAAACUACCAGUGAAUUUAACCAGCUGAAAAUGAACUUACCAAAUGAGUGCGGUGAAUAUGUAAUGUCGUAGUCCAAAAAAGUAAACCAAUCAGAUUACUUAGAAUGCCAAGAUCACUGGUUGUAUAUACUAAAAUAAUAUAAUGAAGCACACGUGAUUGUUGUUUGAUAAGAUCGUUAUUAUUUAUUUAUUUAUUUAUUUAUUUACUUUUUUUUUGUUAUUAUCAGUUCAUGUCAAGCAUCCUGUUAUGGGGAACCUGCUUAGACUGUUAACAAGGGAAGAUCAGGAUUCAAGUGGAGGCAAAGGAGACAUAUUCUUAGAUUUUGAAAGUAAGUAUUUAUUGAGCUCAGCACUCUGUGGAAGGGCGUUGUUAGUUAUUGGCCAUGUAAAGGUUGCACAUGAGACUGGAUUGGUGUUGCGGGCCUGCAAAUUUUUUUUUUCUUUAAACAGGACUCCUGAUAAGGAGCGUGGUUGUGGGACAGAGCAAUUAAGAAAAACCCGCACAAAUCUGGCACAAUUAAUUCCUACAAAUCCACUCAAUACUGAGUGACUGACUUUUAGAGUGCGCAGAAAGAAUCAUUUCACCAAGGUUUUUGGAAACUUUUGGGCACGUUUCAUAAGCCAUUUCCUUUCUGAAGCUAGUGACUCACAGAUCAGAAUUUGUCUGUCAACUGAUGUGAAGCCCUUGUUCAACAAAUGUGGAGUUACAGUGUAUCAUGUCACUGUAUCGUGCCAUUGUUCAACAAUGCUGAACAUUGUGAAGUGAGAGAUUAGCAAAUAAGAGAUGCCAACCUCCGCAGAUCUAAAAUCUGGAGAGAUUUGGAUUUAUUUUUUGGAUUGGACAUUAUUCCUUUUUUUUGUAUUACUAUUGAGUAUGUGAAGUUAACAUUAAGUGCCCGUUGUAGGACGCUGCAUGCUCAGGUACCCAACAGUAAACGUUAUAAUAGUUUUCCAGUCUAAAAACAGAAGGUACUAAAAUCUGACUUUCAUUACUCCUAAAUCUUAAAUGACAGCUUAUAUUUAACCUUAAAAUUGGGUCACAAACAGUGUCAAUGACGGUACAGAUUCAGGUGGCAAACUCUCUGACUGUGGUAGGUGAGUCAAAACCUACUGAGCAGUUUAUCUAUAAGUUCUACUACCAUGAUACCUUCUCAAGACACAGCUACCCUUAAAUGACUGGAGACCGCCUUCCCCCUCCCCGUAACACAAACAUCUUUUAAAAUGUUACUUUUUAAACAGAUUAACACAAAACCUCCAACUGAUUCACAAGUUGGCUCAUAGAGCCCUUUGAUUUAUGUAUGUACUGUAACUAUAUAUUUUUUUAACGUAGAUGCCUCUCCCACUGAGCCAGAGCGGAGAGUUUAUGAUGUGGUAAAAAGUGUAUUGGAUGAAGCACAGCGGAUUCUCCAGGAGUUACGAAGUUAUCAAGGUGCUAAUGAGGAGAUAAGACAAGUAAGUAAAUUUGCGUAUUAUGUUUUUAUUUGCAGUCAUCAGGAAUGUCACUAAGAUUUCAAGUUGCCAGGUAAAGACAACAAUUAGGAGGAAAAUAAAACAGCCAGGGAUUUCUUUUGGUUCUAUUUUUCUUCUAUUUUCCUAUGAAAGUAACUGUGGGAAAUCUCCGGUCCCCGCCUCUUAAUGACAUCCUUGAGACAUUCAAAAAACUUUUCAUACUCACUGUGCAAGUCUUCCAAAGGUGGGUGACAAAAAAGAUAUCAGACCUUAGGACCCUCAAAAACUCCUGCCCCCAAAACAGUCAGACUCCCUUGAUGUCUUGAAAAUCAUAGCCCAAACCAAUGUUUUCAAAUAUUGCAGUGUUAGAAUGUAUUUUCUUGGAGGAGAGGGGGGAGGGGUUGAGCUUGAUACUUUUGUCAUGUCACAAUCUUGUUAUGGCCAAAGGGUGUGACUUGUUUGUUUCAACAGUACAUGUACAUGUACAGCUGUAGCUAUCUCAUGACAAAGAAGAAUUAGUAUCAUGCAACACACCUCUCCCUUCCACAAUAAUAAUAGUUCAUUAUUUUUUUGCGAAAAUCUGGUAGUAGUAAUUGUCACUAAAACUUCAAAAAUUAUUGUUAGGUUAAGUUAAAGUUACUCAAUGAGACAGCUUCAAAGAAAUUAGUUUUUCAGAAUACUGAUUAUUUGAAAACACUGAUUUAAGGGUUCACACGCACCUUGAAAAUCCCCUGAAGUCCUUGAAUUUUAAAGAAAAAUUUAAGGCCUUGAAAGUCCUUGAAUUUUAAUGCUAACUUAAUAGUUUACUUAAUAGCUUACUUUCCAUCUUCCUGCCAAGGAAAUUAAGAUUUAAUUUGAAUUGUUGUAAAGUCCAUCUCCUUGUAUUUUAAUAACAUGCUUGAUGUUUUUUGUCUUUUCUACCUUUCUUUGUUCCAGACUAUAUUUAGUAUUGUUUUUCACAAGAUUAACGUAGAUGGUAGGUUUGGAGAGAUUAACUGGUUCAUUCCAUUUUUGGCUGCAGGCAAUUUCAAAUGCGUUUGAUGAACAACUUCAAGAAUUAGCUUGGAAGGCAGUGGUACCUCUUGUUGGAAAACUGAAAAUGUUUUAUGAGUAUGGUUUAGAAGUUGGUAAGUGACAUAACUUGUCACUGUAGCUACACACCUGAGGAUAGACUGAGUGUCUAAGGAGACUAGCUCUUUAUUAAAUAUUACGAGAGAGUAACUUGCGUGAGGGUAGUUGUGUGUUUGCACCCAAAAUUCUCUCUUCACUAUUAUUAUUUUUAUGCUUUUACAACCUUUUUACCGUUGUUGUUGAACCUCCAUGUGUGUCUACCCUCCCAUAAGCGACCACCUCCCAUUAGUGACCACUUCUCCAAAACACCAUAAACUUUUCCCAGUUGAAGGCUUACAGUUGUAACCUCUUGUAACUCACCUCCUCCUGUGACUGCAACCACUUUUAGAGGAUAACCAUUUUUAUCGUUUUUAAACUCUUGAAAGGGACUUCUUAAUGUAUAGUCUGAUCGAUCUCUAUAUUUGCUGUAUGUACAAUGCUGUUCUAUAUAUGGUAACUUAAAAAUUGCAUGCAAAAAAUAUACCGUAAAAUUCCGAAAAUAAGCCCCUCCAUGUAUAAGCCCCUCCAAAUAUAAGCCCCCCAAACUCAUAACGCAAAAAACCCUCCGUUAAAUCGCCCCUCCAAAUAUAAGCACCGCCGGGGGCUUGUACUUGGAAAUUACCCUCAAAUACAAAGCAAAACAAAGAAAAAACGGUAAAUUUCAUUCCAACUAUGAGGCUAGCCCAGUCGAUUUUGAAACGCAAAUUUCCCUCCGUAGAUAAGCCCCUCCGAAUAUAAGCCCCUCCAAAAAUAAGCCCCUCAAAAAGGGCCUUUGAAAAAUAUAAGCCCCGGGGCUUAUUUUCGGAAUUUUACGGUAUUUCAUAAAGUAGAUGAGUCCCGACUGCUUCUCAGAAGAGAACCCCCGUGAUUCAAUUCUCGUUAGCAUCCACUUCCUGUUAUCAACCACAACAGGGUUCGUACAGGUCAUGGAAAACCUGGAAAGUCAUGAAAUUUGAGAAUCUCAUUUUCCAGGCCUGGAAAGUCAUGGAAAAUUAAAGCUAUGUCUGUUAGAUUAGUCGGUGCAAUGGUCUUUUUUCAUUUAAUACUUCACCCUGCAGCUCCUAAAUAUGCUUUUCAUUUAUUCGUUAUUCCAUAUAUUUAUAAACUGUACUGUCUGUUGUGUUUGUAGAGUCUGUUUUGCCGCAACUUCUUCAUGCACUUUGUUCUGGACCAGAGACACCACUGGAACACCUUGAACGUCAGCAGGUAACAUUCUCUCUGAUUUAAUCCCCCUCCACCUUUCUACAAAAUUUUCUUUUUUGUUUGUUUGUUUUCACGAAGGGCAAAAACAACUUUGAAUUCCUACGAGACUGCAAAAUGUUGCACAUUAACACCCAGUGUAAAUGUCCAGUCAGAUUCCAAUAUUGUGCUAAGGCAUUUACCUAAAAAUUAACAAGAUAAAAGAGUACUAUUUGUAUUUCAGGGCUGUAAUUUCUGCCAUCACAAUGUCUAAAUAAGCUGGUUCCCUUUUGAAACAAGAAACGAUUGCAAUCAGUUUGGUGCUAGGACCAUUUCCAUGGCGUCCAAAAGUUCUUUUUUUACAAUAAAUCAUGAAAAAAAUGGUGUUGCUGUGGAUACCAGAAAGCAACAACAGCACAGUAUUCAUGUAACUUUCCCCUGUACAAACAGGUGCCCAAAAAAACACUCCCUGACCCCCCCUAAAAUUGCAGUCUAAAUUGGGGUGUGGUUUAUCUUUAAGAACACUUUGAGGAGAAGUUGUAAAUUUCCUUGAAUUGUGGGAAAUAUUUUACUAGAGAAAGUAGUACUGAUGAUUUUCAUGUUCAUAGACAUGCCCUUUUUCACGAAAGUUUGGGGCUUAAAUUUUUUGGUGGAUAUCCUGUCAUCUUGACUAACCAAUCUUGAUCAAGAAAAAAGCAUUAUCAUAUGGUAUUUUUUGUCCUUCUCUGACAGGCACUUGCAAAGCAGUUUGCAGAAAUUCUCGACUUCACACUUACAUUCGAUGACUUAAAGGUAAUUUUAGGCAUUACUGUUCCUCCUUGAUGUAGGUUGUUAAGGGAAAGGAACUGGGAAUUCAUGUAUUCAUGGCAUUACAUGUAUAAAAUUCUGAAAAUUAAUCACUAUCCCGCAGACAAGUAUUAGGAAUUUAAACCAUAAUGUUAUUCACUGUAUAGAGAUUUAUGGUCUCAUCCACUUUUUGAACAUUUGGGCCAUGGUUGUUAGAACUGAUCCUGUCACCUUAAAGCAACGUUAUGUCAGUUCCAUGAGCAGACGAGCAGGGCAGUCAUCAUGCCUUUGUGGAGUUCGUGUGAAACAUUGGCUGAUUAAUUUUCUUCUUAUGGUUUUUUUUCAUUAACAUUUCAGAUGACAAAUCCAGCAAUUCAAAAUGAUUUUAGUUACUACAGGAGAACACUAAGCAGAAGAAAAAUGGCCAAUGCGGUAAGAUGCUUAUACUUUUAUUGUUGUUGCUUACUUUUAUUAUUGUGGUUGGGUCAAAUACCUCAAAAAUUACCAAAGUAAAACCCCUUCAUUUUAAACCACCCAAAUCCUGAAACAGCAUAGGGCGUGGUUACUUUCUGAAGCAACACAUGAAUUUUAAAAAAACUGCCAGUUUCUGAUCUCUGUUUGAGACUUAAAGAAUCCAGCAUAUAUAAUUAGGAAAUUGAAUAAUUUUAAUUUUCAGUGGAUAAAAACCUUGUACUAGAUUAUUUAAGCCAUAUCGCAUUCUUGUUCUACAGUUUUCAAGGGCUAUAUAGAUGUAAUUAUUAGUCAUCUGUAAUAACACCAAAGACAAUUUCUUAUAGUAGCCAGAAAAAAAUAACUUUCUUAAUUUCACAGGAAUUGAGAAAACACCAGUAAAAUCGUCAAGCAUAAGAUUUCAUUUUGUGAAUUAAAUUUGAGGCUUUUGAAGUCUUUUUUUUAGCUCCCAUAAGAAACUUUUCUUUGGAGUUAUUUCGUACAACUUAUUACAUUUACUGUAUAGCCGGUGAAAAGUGUGAAAAAGAGUGCAAUAUGCGUGAAAUUAUUCUGGUACAAGGUUUUUGUCCAGUGAAAAUUGAAAUUACUCAAUUUCCUCUUGGAUUUCAUCUUACACCUGUAAUUGCUUUUGUUCACUUUUUGCUGGGGGCUGGGGAGGGGGUGUUGGCUGCGGGAGAAUGAGUAGUUUGCCAAGUUUUCUUUUUUUUGCUGUUUCUUAAAGUUUAUGAAUUAAUUUAUGACCAACAUUCACUGUGUUUUACAGGAUGAUGACAAUGAAGGAAUUCAGGUUUCAAAUGAAAUGGCCAACAGGAUGUCCCUAUUUUAUGCUUAUCCCACUCCUAUCUUAAAAAUCCUCAGUGAUGCCACAUCAAAGUUUGUCACAGAGGUAUGAAGUGCUCAUUAUAAGUUUCUUAAAGUACACAUGGGCAACUGACUGUUUACAGUUCAGGCGCAGAUCCACACCUGUUUCAAUCUGAAAUCAGUCAGAUUGUUCAUAAUAAACAUUUUUCCAAAGUUCAAAUCUGGAAAAAUGGUUUGGACGAAUUUGUCCAAACCAUUUGAUGUUUUUUUUUCUUUUUCGUAGCUUUUCUUCCAACUUCCAGGCAUUAGAAAUAAUGAUAUUAAUAAUCUGCCGAGUUGAAAGGCUUCAUCCAAGGAGAAUGGAACUGGCCAAUAUCCUGUCUCAGUGACUCAGAAACCCAGGAACAGCAAAGGGGACUUUAGGGAGUUAAAAUCUAAAAACGUUCUUAGAGAAGCAUUGUCUGAUGAUCUUUUGAAACUUAUCAGUUGUACGCUCUUUAACAAUUUUAUUUAUGUUUUUCCCUUUUUCAGAACAAAUCUAUUCCCAUAGAAAAUACAACAAAUUUCCUUAGUGUGUUAGCAAAUCUAUGCAGAACAAUGCUAGAAGAUCCGUGAGUACUUGAUGUUCAUUGCUCUACUAAUUGACCAUAAAUUUAAAUUCAACGUAGGGUGUUGUGUUGUGUUGAAAUGUGCAAAACCUUGAAACCAUGAGUUGUAACUUAAAUGUCUUUGUUUGUAUUUUGCUUAACACCCAUUAAGUCGUGAGUGGCUGUCACGAAUGGUUUGGCAUUUCCUUUGUGCACCACAGCCUAAACAGCAAUACAACACAAUGUUCAUCAUGAGUGUACUAUUAAAUUCUCUGUCAAUAUCAAUUAGAGUCUUAGGCUUCUUAUAAUUGUUUUUUUUUUUCGGCGUAAUCACAAAAUCUUGUUUGUUUCUUGUAGGGAGUUUCCCUCGAAAAUCGCAAACCAAGAAACAUAUCUUUUUUGUCUUCGUGUAAUGGUGAGUUUUGUCCAAGAUUGCAGUCUUGGACAGAUUAAAAUGGAACAGCAAACCUCUCAUCCCCCCAAACUAUCAAGGAUGAAACCACCCAAAGUCCAAAACGCGCCAUUUUCCCAUCAUUGAUUUCUUUGUUGUUGUUGUUGUUUGGUGGGGGUGGGGGUGGGGAGUGGUUUCCGUUUCUGUUUACCUUCUCCAAGAUUGUAGCCUGCCUAGCAGUAGCGGUUUGUCAGGGCGAGUUCAUCAGCUUUCGCGAAAUAACUCGAUCGGAAACGCUCGCUAGGCUAGCUGUAAUGAAUCUCGUUUAAAUAUACUAGUUUGUAGAAAUGUGUAAUUGAAAUGAAAUGUAUUUUUUCCAGGUUGGUCUUAUAAUUCUUUAUGAUCAUGUACAUCCCAUAGGAGCAUUCGCUAAAAACUCAACUAUAGAUGUAAGUUUAUUAUUUAAAUCUACUUCUAAUAAUUUUUAUUAUACAUUCAAAAUAUUUCUCCGUUUCUGAUUGGCGAAAAUCCCACUCAUUCAUCAUAACAAGCUACUGUCGACCAAAUUUGGAAGAAUUUUGCGAUUUGGGAAAAAUGACGUCAAUUGUGCAGCAAAAUUGCCAGAUUAUUGAACCGCCAACCGAGAAGACCUGAGGCCGAGGUUGAGAUGUUUUGGUAGUGAGUACAAAAAGGCGGAACAUUUGACUCGUUUCACAAAGAAGAAAUGAGCGAACUAUUGGCUUAAAAUAUACCAAGAACAGCAAGAAGACAACUUGACUGACGCCAUCUGCUAUUUGGAGAAUAUAUGCAGUGUUGAGCAACCCUUUAUCUCCUAAACUUGCCGAUAAACAAGUAACUGAAGAUGAACUUAAAAUCGAUAGAGGUAAGCAUGUAUUAGCUUGUUUUUAAACGAGGUUCAAUUGUUAAUAAAACAACUAUUGAAUUCGGCUUUCGUAUAAUCUGAAGAAUUAUGGAGAUCUCAGAGGGUGGCUCAGCAGCCUCAUCCAAUUUGUUAAUUCUCCAUCCACAUGAAACCUCUUUGGUGGUCGGACUUUCGCGCGGCACCAUUUCGUUUGACAUUCUCUGUUUAAAUGAGAUUUGGAAUUUUUCUUUAAUCAGUGUCUGAAAGGGCUUAGAAAGACUUUCUUUAAGUCCGUUAUUGUUGGGUUAUCUCGUGAAUUCGCUAUAUAAAAAGUCGACUUUUGAGCCAGUCUAGGGCUUGAAUAAUAUGUAGUCCUAGAAAAUAUCCAUACCGCCCACCCCUUCCCUUACGGACGGCGAUGGAAAUUCCUAGGCAAGGGGGUCCAACAGGACGCAAUUUCCGAAGGGGUGGGGAGUGGCUUCUCGAGUUCUUUUUUCCGGGGCUCCGAGUAAGACUGGUGAGUUAUCAAAAACUAACAUCCUCUCCGUUGAGCAAGCUGGCAGUUAUUGUACUGUUAACGGUCUUAAAAUAAGAAUUAUUGUUUUGAUUGAUGAUAUUUUAUGAACGGUCGGCUGAAUUUUGUUUUUCACGCCUUAUGCGACAGAUAGUUGUCAUUGGCGUCUAAAUCAAAAGUCUCCUCCGUAGGGGGGGUGGGGGGGCGGGGGUAUGGAUAUUUUUUUCCGGGAAUACACAAUUACAGGGACUCUCAAUGAACACCCACGGUAAACAAUUUUAAACUGUUUACUAUGAACCCUGCAUUAGUUUGAGUUGAUAGAUAUUGUGGGCUUAAGUUUCCAAAGCAAUUGGUCACACAUAUUUUCAUCUGCUUUUCUAACCAACAAGAAGCAAUUAUUUUCCUGGGCUUUAGGACAAAAGGACGAAAAGAACAUCUUAGCUUUUCAAUUCUCUGUCUACUAAUAGGCCAUUUCCGAGUUCCCCCGGGCCUCUGUUUCUUAACGAGGGUAGGUGCUCAGCCUUUGAUAUUUCAUUCUCAUGCAAAUAAAACUCAUUUUCACAAGAAAGGUUGUGCACGUAGCCUCAUUUUGAAAGUGAGGGUUUUUGGAACUCGGCAACUUGAAAUCUUUCUGGAAACCCUUAUAGUUUUUUCAUAAAGAGAAAGCUUUCAAGAUAUUUAUAUGGGACCAUAACGUCUUGAUUUCAGAUAUACGUUGUGCUUUACUUAAGUUUUUUUAUCGUAUGUAACUUGUUAAUGAUGUCUGGUUUUGGUAUUACAGAUAAAAGCAACAAUAAAAGUGUUAAAAGAUCAACAACAAGGUUCGGUAGAUGGUCUCCUUAAUGCUUUACGGUAAGAAUGCUUAGAUCAUAGUCUUAAACACUUCUGUAAGAUUGUUAUGUUAAGGGCACACAAUUAUCAAAAAAGGAAGAAGACAGAGACCAUUGCUUUCAUAAUGUAAUAGACCAAACUAGUCCUAGGUGUUAUCCUCUUUAAAUUUGUCCAGGAUACCCUGGGUAUAAGAGAUUUUUUUUUCGCGUGUGGCGGGAAUCUUCGGUGAAGCUUCAGUGCCGGCGGAAGGCUGCCUUAUCUUCAGCCGUAGACUAAGACCGAAGCCACGGGCAUGACAAAGUCCGUAUAACCGCGCAGGAAAAAUUUCUGGCACCCAGGGUAUAUCCAGGGCUGUGGCCUGACGAAAAUCUGUACCAAGGAAUGUAAAUUAACCUUUUUAUUCUGGCGCCGCCCAAAUAGAGUAAUCGAGUUCGCUUGUCGUUUGAUUCAAACUCAAAAGGGUACGAAACCUGAAAGAAAAACGCGUACUAGCAAUUGACAAUGUUUUAUUGGUGUUUGUUAUACACCUGUCUGGUGUAUAAAAAAAGGUUCGGAUUUAUUUUAACCAAUCACAAAACUGGUAUAGCGAUGCAAACCAAAACAGUCACGAAAUUACUUCAACACUCUUAUGAGAAAUACCUUUAUCGUUCUCUGUGGCUCCUUUGGGAUGAUCAGGAUUAGGAUUGGCCGUUUUCACACUAUAGGACGCAUUAUCCGUCAAGAUGGAUAGUGCAUCUGUGGCUGUUUUUAUACUACAGUCGUAUUAUCUGUCUGGACGAACUUGGGCAAACAUUUGAAGUUCGUCUUAUUAUGGGUCACGAGUAUAAAGACGGGCGCAAGACAUAUUAUGCGCCUGGACGAACUAUCCUUCGUAAGACGUCUGGAACGACGCACUACGAAAGGUACUGAGUUCGUCUGAACGCAUCAUGCGUCUUGUGCCCGUCCUUAUACUUGAGACUCGUAACCAGACGAACUACAAAGUGUUUGCCCAAGUUACCGCGGCAGCCUUAGCUCAGUCGGUAGAGCGCUUGACUGCAGAGCGGGAGGUAGCGGGUUCGAUUCCCGGGACCGGACCAAUACUCAGGGUCUUAAAAAUAACUGAGAAUUGAAGGUACUGCCUUAACGGCUGGACCUUCGCGUGGCUCGGAUGACCACGUAAAAUGGCGGUCCCGUCAACUGAAGGAGACGUAAAAAAUAGUGUCUCCAAUUAGUGCUUUCGUGCUAAAUACAUUGACACUCAAAUAAAGUGCCUUUUUUUUUUCGUCUAGACGGAUAGUGCGUCCUCGGUAUAAAAACGGCCAUUCAUGAUCCAAGAUCACUCGGAUCAUGGUGCAUCAAUUCGACACUUUAGAAACGAGAAGGGCGCUUUCCAUUCAACAAAAAUUCCGGUUUGAAAUUUCGGAAAUUCCACUUGCCCAAUGGAACGAUACAUUCCGGUUGCACAGACCUGACCCAAGCCACCACGUGUUACUGUCUGGUUAUUGCUCUUGUAAGCAUGACGCAAAAGAGCAGUACUGGGCCAACAGUGUUCAGUACUGGGCCAACAGUGUUUUCAAAUGAAAAGGGACAUUUUGGUCCGAACGACAGAAAUGACCGGACCGGUCAAAGUGCACCACCUUCAAAGGUUGUCCCAAGUAUUCCGGUCAGACCGAACGGAUGGUCCAUUCCAUUUUAUUUCUAUCCGAAAUUUCCGGAAUUUUGGGCUGAAUGGAAAGUGCCCAUUUCAGCUUCUUGCUUAGAAUUCGAAAUUAGAUCAUCUGAUCAAGGCCCCCUUUCUUUCUGGUUUUAGGUAUAGUACGAAGCACUUAAACGAUGAUACUACGCCAAAGAACAUCAAAGCCCUUCUUGUUUGAGAGAUCGUCCGUUGAAAUUAUCUUGAAGGCUCUGGGUGAUGGCCGUGGUGCUUAAAAUAACGCUGAACUUUGCAGGCAGAAUGUAACCAGGGUUGAUGUAUAAAACUUCUAACACUCUAUCUACUUAAACGCAACUUAAACAUUAAUUAAUUUCUUUCCACUGGGAACCAUGAUCAAAACUUCCUCUAUCAACACGUGUAUUAUCUUAUAUUGGGGUCGCCUUUCGCUGUUAUCUGGUGUUGUCUUGUAUAAAUAACGAAACUACAUGGUCCCUUUUUUUUGCGAGCAAACUCUUUAAGAUUGCAGGAAAAGCCAAGAUCAGGCAGUGGCUGACAUUGUACAAUGCGCGACUGAGAGUUGUCGGGCGGGCGAGCGACGGGUGAGCAAAUCGAGUGAGAAUAAUUGAGUUAAACUAGUGUGAGCCGAGAGGAAAUUAGAGAAAAAACGCGUUUGCUUGGUCAACGUUGAGCACGGUACAUCGUUUACUGCGCUUUUCACAAACAUGCGAACUCUAUAUUUCAAAAGCCGCCUUCACAAUUGCGUUUUUCGCUGCCGUCAAUCAUAAUUAUGAUCACAAGCAACGAACCAGGAAACACAGAAACACACAAAACGGAUCGAAAUCCACCAAUCACAAACCUUGACCUUUUGAACCGGUUAAAGUAAAGUUUCGUGUCCUAAGAGGUCCGU
This is a messenger RNA of Porites lobata, 14089 nucleotides long. NCBI's taxonomy places the organism in Eukaryota, Metazoa, Cnidaria, Anthozoa, Scleractinia, Poritidae. The record is from the annotation of a GenBank genome assembly.